AUGCCUAUUGCCAUCGUGACAGGCGCCAACAGUGGCAUUGCUCACGCAUUUGCCAAAAUACUCUGCGACGAGGGCUAUACGGUCUAUGCAGCCGACCGAGACCAAGGAGAUGGUCUUACGUCUCUCGAGGCCAAAGGCGCACAUACGGCCGUGCUUGAUGUGACCUCUCCCGAAUCGAUCCAGAAGUUCAAGGCCUCGUUGGGCGACACUCCUAUUGAUCUUUUACUCAAUAUUGCAGGUGUCGCCUCGGCCGCUGAAGACGACAGUCUCAGGACGACCAAUCCCGAUAUCCUGCAGCGGACCUUCGCCGUCAACACAUUUGGGCCUUUGCUUCUGACGCAAGCCCUCUUGCCGAACAUCCUGAAGGCGUCCCACCCCAAGAUUGGCAUUGUUUCUAGCCGCGUGGGUUCGGUUGGCGACAACAGUACUGGCGGCCAUUACGCAUAUCGCUCAUCCAAAGCCGCUGUCAACUCCGUCGGUAAAAGCAUGGCCAUGGACUUGAAAGACCAGGGCGUUGCAGUGAUGCUUCUCCAUCCUGGAUAUGUCAGGACAAACUUGUUGCCUUCCGCCAAGAUGCCUCCUGAAACGGUCGAGCCGGAGGAGGCGGCGAGGAAGUUAUGGCAGAAUAUUGUGAGCAAGAAAGAGCUUGAGGAUACGGGCAAGUUCUGGCACCGCGAAGGGUUCGAACUGCCUUGGUGA
Messenger RNA from Capronia coronata CBS 617.96, 699 nucleotides. RefSeq lists its product as uncharacterized. The transcript has 3 exons. Bases 1 to 699 code for a protein of 232 amino acids. NCBI's taxonomy places the organism in Eukaryota, Fungi, Ascomycota, Eurotiomycetes, Chaetothyriales, Herpotrichiellaceae. The record is from RefSeq and is a predicted model, not a curated record. Gene Ontology annotation, molecular function: oxidoreductase activity, acting on the CH-OH group of donors, NAD or NADP as acceptor.